GCAGAUACGCUUUAAAAAGAGUAAUAAUGGGACCUGGCAUUCAAGAAUAUCCCUUAUUACUGCACAGAGAGACACAGAAAAAAGAAAGCCAAAUCAAUGAAAACCACAAAGGAAUGGUAAAUUACAGUAAUGGAAAAAGCCAUCCGAGCACCAAAGGACUAAAUAAACCAAUUUCUCAUGUGAAAUCUUCUCCUGGAAGAUUAGGCAAAAAAGUAUCAAGUGACAUUGAAAAGACUUCCCGUGACACUCGAGAGAGUAACCAACCAGGUAUUUUUAAGAAGGGAAGAAAGCAGCUGGAUGACAAUACUCAGUCAAAAAGGAUCACGAGUGUUUGCACAUCACUGCACAGAGCACAAGGACCAGAGAGGAGCCUCCCAGAAAGAAGGCAAAACGAAUCUUUUCUGCACAGGAUCCCUCCUAGCAUCCAGGGCAGCACACAAGGUAGCUUCUGUAGGGUUAAAGAUGUCCCACUGCAACACUUUUUUUGCAGUAAAAAAGAACAGUUGGAAAAGAAUCACGAAGAACAUGUUGCUGAAGCUGGUCCAUGCUCUUCUAAAUGGCAAGAAGCAUCUGUAGAUGAAAUGUUUCUUGAUUUUGAAUCAGUACAAAUUAUUAAAGAAGAUGCUGAAGAUGAUAGUGCCAGUGAUCUCUCUGAUUCAGAAAGGAUUCCCAUUCCCCCGUCUCCCUGCACACCACCAGAACUCAUUCUCAGAGCUGAAGAAAUCGAUCCAGUUUGUUUGGAACAUGUCCCUGAUAUGGGUUUUAAAGAAUCAGAAUAUUACUACCCAGACUUCCUCCCACCCCCUUUCAACUCAUGGGACUUGAAGCAACUGGCCAUCUUUGUUAAUGUAGAGGGUAAAACUGAAUUUCGACCAAAGCCAACAGGAUUUCUUGAGAAAUACAUCGAUCGCCUUUUGCAGCUGGAAUGGCUGCAAAUGCAGACUGUACAGAAUGAGAAAGGGAGGGCAGCCAAAGCCAGGGCACAGACUGCUCCCGGCUCCAUCCGUACCCUAAAAAGCCCCGGCAAAGGCAAAGCAUUGCUCGGCCCUUUGCCUAACAAGCAAGUGAUUCCCCAGGAAAGUGUUACAAAGCUGCCCAGGAGCUAUUCAGGUCACAGGGGAGAUUCAUACUGUGAAGAAAGUCGCCAGUUACGUUCUCAUCCAGGUCACUUGAAACUUUCUGAGAGAAUGGGAUGUGCACUGUCUUCUCAGAGACAAUUUGGUGAAGUGAGGAGUGAACUGAAAAAAAAACCAACUGCAAAGCAACAGCUCCUCAAUAUGCAGCCCGCCGAGAACGGUUCUAAAAUUCAGAGUGGUGGUAAUAUUAGACCCCCUAAGCAAACCCCAGUAUUUCCCGGUUCAGCUGCUCCCAUCAAAGGCUUAAAAACAUACAUGUGUACAAAUCCAAAGAAAAAUGGCAACGGCAACGGCAACAAUUGUGUUCCUUCUAAAAAACCAACAGGGGACAGGAGAAUAAAAACAAAUGGCACGAAGCAAACAUCCCGCAAAUUUAAAUGA
Balearica regulorum gibbericeps (East African grey crowned-crane) is the source of this 1517-nucleotide messenger RNA. NCBI's taxonomy places the organism in Eukaryota, Metazoa, Chordata, Aves, Gruiformes, Gruidae. The record is from RefSeq and is a predicted model, not a curated record.